Humulus lupulus (European hop) is the source of this 1566-nucleotide messenger RNA. RefSeq names its product glucan endo-1,3-beta-glucosidase-like. Bases 264 to 1322 code for a protein of 352 amino acids. NCBI's taxonomy places the organism in Eukaryota, Viridiplantae, Streptophyta, Magnoliopsida, Rosales, Cannabaceae. The record is from RefSeq and is a predicted model, not a curated record. Gene Ontology annotation, cellular component: plasma membrane. Gene Ontology annotation, biological process: carbohydrate metabolic process. Gene Ontology annotation, molecular function: hydrolase activity, hydrolyzing O-glycosyl compounds. The transcript is spliced from 2 exons.
UUCGCGUUUAUAUUAGCAAAAUCCAACCUCUACCAAACCAAAUAUCAAUCUAUUUUUUGAAAUCCAACGUUGAAAACCACACGAGUAGUAGAUGCAUGCAAAUGCAUAAUAUUUUAUACCAAAAACCAAAGCACAUGCAAAUUGCUUUAAACCAACCAUAACUAAAACUUGACUCAAAACUUAUCUACCAUAGCCAUGUUAGCACCAAAUCCCAUACAAAAUGAUGGUAUUUCUCUUCCGAAAUACGAUCGUGGAGUUGAACAAUGCCAGGAAGACAAGCAUUUCCCCUCUUGAUACCCCAACUCUCACUACUAUUCCUUCUUCAGCUUUGUUUGCUUCUCUCACCUGCAGUUUCUGCUCCAAUCGGAAUAUGCUACGGCCGCGUGGCCAAUAAUCUCCCACCAACAAACGACGUCGUCAAACUCCUCCAAUCAAAUGGCGUAACUAACGUCCGCCUCUUUAACACCGACUCCGCCGUACUCCGAUCCUUUACCGGCACCGGAAUUAAACUAAUGAUCGGCGUCCCCAACGAAAUCCUCCCCUUCCUCGCAACAUCUCCGCAGUCCGCCGCCAUGGACUGGCUCCGGUCCAACAUCUUCAACCACAUUUCCGCCGAUCAAGUGCGAUACAUCGCCGUAGGCAACGAGGUUUUCUUAAAAGACUCCUUCUACGCCCCUCAUCUCAUCCCCACCAUUCUCAAUCUCCACCAAGCUCUCCAAACCCUUGGUUUUGCCGAUUCCAUCAAGCUAUCCUCGCCGCAAGCUGCGUCUGUACUCUCCAAAUCGUAUCCGCCGUCCUCCGCUUCCUUCGACCCCUCCCUCCGUUUCGCCAUAGUUCCUCUCCUCCAGUUCCUGACCGAUACCGGGUCGCCGUUCAUGGUCAAUCUCUACCCCUACUUCAGCUAUAUCAACAGUAAACCGGAGGAGGUUUCGUUGGAUUACGCUCUGUUCAGACCUGAACCUGGCCGUACGGUUCGAGACGGUGCGUAUGAGUACAGUAAUGUGUAUGAUGCGAGUAUCGAUGCGUUGGUGUAUGCGAUGGAGAAGGAAGGGUUUGGAGGAGUGACGGUGGCGGUGACGGAGACCGGGUGGCCGACGAGUGGAGGUGAAGCGGCGAAUGUCGAUAACGCGGCGGUGUAUAAUGGGAACGUGGUGGCGCGUGCGAUGAGAAACGCCGGAACUCCUAGGAGACCUGGCGUGGGAGUGGAGGUUUACUUGUUUGAUCUAUUUGACGAGAAUGGAAAAGUUGGGGAGGAGUUUGAGAAACAUUUUGGGAUUUUUGGGCUUGAUGGGGUUAAGGCUUAUGGGCUGGAUUUCAACUGAGGAAAGCCCAAGCCUAAGCCCAAGCCCAAACAUUAAGAGAAAUGUGGUUCGCUUUUUAGAAUACAACUUAUUUUGGAUUAAAAGAAGGGAUAAAAAAAAUGUUAGUUUGUGUAUGAUUUUUCUUUAGCUUACAAGUGCAAUUUAGGGUCAGCUUUAUAAAAUUGCUUUGCGUUAGAGAUUGGGUGGAAUUAUAGUAGAGUGAUUUCAAUUUUAUUAAAUAAAUGAUUGAAAUUUAUAUAUUAAU